Hibiscus syriacus is the source of this 1112-nucleotide messenger RNA. RefSeq names its product survival of motor neuron-related-splicing factor 30-like. The transcript is spliced from 8 exons. Gene Ontology annotation, molecular function: RNA binding. The record is from RefSeq and is a predicted model, not a curated record. NCBI's taxonomy places the organism in Eukaryota, Viridiplantae, Streptophyta, Magnoliopsida, Malvales, Malvaceae. Bases 122 to 976 code for a protein of 284 amino acids. Gene Ontology annotation, cellular component: nucleus; cytoplasm. Gene Ontology annotation, biological process: mRNA processing.
CCAAACUUCAGUCCCAAUUCGCGAAUAGCCAAAUUUUAAAUUAAAAUCCUGAAAGAGUAGAGGAAAUCAUCAAAAUCUCCGAGAGCAGAAUUGGGAAUUUUAGGGAAAAAGAAACCCUACAAUGCAAGGAACAGAUGAACUAAGCAUAGAUGAGCUGGCUUCAAAUCUCUCUACGUAUAAGGAACAGCUUCAUCAGGUUAGACAUCUUCUGGCAGAUGAACCUGGAAACGUUGAAUAUGUGGACAUGGAAAAGGAACUCGCUGAGGUGAUUUCCCUGACAGAGGAACUGCUUGCAACUGCGAAGCAAAAUGAGAUUUCUGGAUCAGAUAUUGGGUCUCAAACGAAGGGAACAGUGGAAACAUAUGAUUUUGAAGAUAAAUUUCCUGUUGGCACGAAAGUUCAGGCUGUCUGGAGUGAAGAUGGAGAGUGGUAUGAUGCCACUAUUGAGGCUAUUACACCAAAUGGGUAUUAUGUCACUUAUGAUGGAUGGGGAAACAAGGAAGAGGUGGAUCCUGCCAAUGUAAGGGCGAUCGAAUUCAAUGCUUUGCUGGAAGCUGAGAAGGUUGCUGAAGCUACAAAACAAGCUAUCAAACGUAAGAUUGCACAGGCUGCUUCUGUUGACUUCCAAUCUCGGAUUCUACCAGCAAAGCUUAAAAUAGCUUCUGAUGACCCUGAGGAUGUGAAAGCUGCCAAAAAGAAGAAGAUACAUGCUUUCAAGUCAAAGGUGCGAUUUGAACAACUUGAAGUGGCACAAAAUAAGCGGCAGAAUGCAUGGCAGCAGUUUCAGACGACCAAAGGCAAGACUAAAAAGGUUGGUUUCUUCUCGGGGCGUAAGCGUGAGAGUAUAUUCAAGUCACCGGAUGAUCCUCAGGGCAAGGUUGGUGUGACAGGAAGUGGGAAGGGGUUGACAGAUUUCCAGAAAAGAGAAAAGCAUUUGCAUCUCAAGGGUGGUAAUGUUGAGAUAAGUGAUGACUAGGCAGAUAGAGUUAACCUUAAAAACUUGGAGUUUGAAAAAGUUCCCAAUUAGGGACUGUCGUAGACAUGAACUUCCCAUCACUCUUGCCAGUGUUUGGUGCUUGCAACUUGUUAAUUAUACUAAAUUUCUUUGCUUC